AUGGCAAUAGAAGAAUAUUGUGGAGAAGAACUGGAGCUGUAUCUGCAGAUAUUGGAUGACGAAUCGUCUUUUUCUACUACUGAACUCAAAGAAAUUGGGGUCCAUGUGAUCGUAGAUUCAUGUGAUAACCAAAGAAUAUCACCUUCUGUGGACGUUGAAGAGGAGGAUGAGAUUGACAGCCAAGAAUCGGAGUGGGAACGGGAUCAUGACAUUGAGAAGUUGCAAGGAACAACAUCUUCUGGUGAUGUUGAAGGGAGGGAUGAGAUUGACAGCCAAAGUGGAACUGAUAGAGUGAUAUUUAAACUAUAUCAUUCCUUUUUGGGUUCAAUUGCAGCCUCUACUAGGGAGCGGUGGAUAACUUAUUUACUAAAGACGUUGCAAGCACGAUAUGUCGUUGCAGGAGCAAGAGGACAGUUGCAAGUUAUCAGGGUCUUGACACAUUCUGAUUAUUUUGCGGUCUAUGAUCAACACGUUCUUCUUCAAAUGGACCCCAGAUCAUGUUUAGGAUUGGUAAAAUUGGCAAAUAACUGGUGUUCGCUUAAUUGGGAGAAGGCCAUACUUAGGUUGUUCUUGCUAGAGCUAAACGACAACCCACGGUCCACAGAGGAGCAGUUCAAUACAUUGAAUGCUGGAAAAGAAGGGAAAUGGGCCAUGAUCUCCCCUCCAAGCAUGAAUAAACAGAGAGAACCAUAUACGAAACGUAUAACCAGAACUGAAGCAUAA
Molecule: messenger RNA, 723 nt
Organism: Dovyalis caffra
Lineage: Eukaryota; Viridiplantae; Streptophyta; Magnoliopsida; Malpighiales; Salicaceae
Source: the annotation of a GenBank genome assembly